CUUCCAAAUAAACCAGUUCGACUAUAACCUGGUCUUGUGUGAUUUUGAACUUCCUUUUUUUUAAAUGUUUCUACCCUGGGACGAAAUUAAAACACUUGUAACGCAGACAAUACGGCAGGCCUUCGAUGUUGAUAAAUUUUAAUUUCGCUGUGCAGUCUCGGAUGUGGAUUUGUAUCUCCCUUAGCGCCGGUCACAACCUCAGGAUAUUCCAAAGUGCUUCACCGCGAAUUGUUUGUGUGUGUGUGUGUGUGUUGGUUUUUAAAGUAAGAACAUUUCCUGCUGUAAUGGAGGAAACGCAGACGCCGUUCUGUGCACAGCAAGAUCCCACAAUAGUUCUCGUGAUGUUGAUUGGCAGAAAUGAAUAUUCGCCGCCGGGGCGUUGCGGAAAAUUCCGCUCAUCGUGAGCCCAGGGGGCGGGCAGGCCAAGGUUAGGAGUUAAUUUUAGAAAUCACUAUUACCAAUUCUGCUGUCACUUCAGGCGACUGUUUAACAUUAUAUUGACGGGGAUUAUAGUCAAACCUAAAGCAUUCUUCUCCAGUCCUAUCGAGUACGCCCGGCUGCGUGAGGUAACUAGGAGCGGAGUCCGGGUGAACGCUGUGUAGGCCGCAAUGACUUUGGCGACAGUUGUCACGGUGAUGGUUGCCAUGGGGACGGUCUCUCGGGUGACCCGAUCACCUGACCAGGUCGCGCUCCGCCUCGUCCGUUUGAAUCGAAACGGAAAGGGCGCGUGGGGUUUGAUGACCCCUCCCGCUCUCUGUCACUGCGGGAGGAAUGCUCGCAGCACCAGUGGAAUCCGCAGAACCUCCUAGCCGGACCUCCGAGGAGUGUUGAGCGGACGGGACUGAGGACAGAGAGGAAUGCUGCCACAGGCUGGAGAAUUUUAUUUUUUGUGGGAGAUUUGUUCAGGUGGAAUUGAAGAAGGAAAUACAGUGAGAACAUUUGGCAGGUUAACUACUUAUGAUGCUAGGAUCUCAGAGGCAAUUCUGUCUGUACAUCGCAACUCGAUCGAUUAUCAGCUUCAGGUCCGUACUUCACUGGUGGAACCAUUUGAAGCUCGCAUUGGGUCUGAGUAUAUGGUACUUGGAGAAAUUGAAACUGCAGCAGGUAUAUGUAGCAACAUUCCUGUGAUCCAAGCUCGGCUACUAAUGGAUGCAGAUGGAGUGAACUUGCCAUUACUGGAGCGUGCCGUACAAGAGCAGAGAAAGUACUUCCAACAAAGAGUUGCAAGGGAUGCCCUUGAAACUGAGAUAGAGACCAACAAAAGGGAUGUGUGAACAUGUACACAAACUCUCAGUGAACCUUGUAACUCCAGGUGAAAACUGAUCCGCCCGGCUCUGUUCUGUCUUGGACUGAGUCUGAAUGUGUAAAUCUGAUUUGUGGACACCAUGAUGUACUUAGCCAUUUAAAAUUCAUGCAGUUUUGCUUUUUGAAAAUGUUUGGUCAGUUCAGGUGAAAGAAACAUCCUGAUGGAGUGUUGCUUCUGUGCUUAAUUAGAGUCGCAGUACUUGAUGUUUCUGGAAUACUCUUCUGAAUGAUUGUGCUGUUUCAGGUCACCUCAUCAGUUCUCCGCUACAAUCCACAUGAUUCAAUAAUCACCUGGCAUCACUGAAGGAAAGAAGAUUUAAGUGCUGUCAUAAAUGCCCAUAUUUUCUCAGUGUUCCUCAUUUUCUGAUUAUAAAGUGCUAGAUUGAAGCCGAGAAGGAUAUUUCUUUUAAUGAUAUCCUUUUAGAAUAAAUCCUCAGUGGUAGAAGGCGAAA
Chiloscyllium plagiosum (whitespotted bambooshark) is the source of this 1757-nucleotide messenger RNA. RefSeq names its product TEN1 subunit of CST complex (gene ten1). NCBI's taxonomy places the organism in Eukaryota, Metazoa, Chordata, Chondrichthyes, Orectolobiformes, Hemiscylliidae. Gene Ontology annotation, molecular function: telomerase inhibitor activity; telomeric repeat DNA binding; single-stranded DNA binding. The record is from RefSeq and is a predicted model, not a curated record. Gene Ontology annotation, cellular component: CST complex. Gene Ontology annotation, biological process: negative regulation of telomere maintenance via telomerase.